Molecule: messenger RNA, 1671 nt
Organism: Lodderomyces jiufengensis
Lineage: Eukaryota; Fungi; Ascomycota; Pichiomycetes; Serinales; Debaryomycetaceae
Gene: RRP9
Product: Rrp9p
Exons: 1
Coding region: 1-1671 (556 amino acids)
Cellular component (GO): small-subunit processome
Molecular function (GO): protein binding; snoRNA binding
Source: RefSeq, a predicted model, not a curated record
AUGGCAGGUGAUCCAUUUUUAUCUGAUCCAUCAAAGAAAAGAAAACGUAAUAGAAAUACAUCAACAACCACCAAUAAGAGAUCAAGGUCAUCAACACCACAAAUAUCAUCAAGAUCAAAUCAUAAUAUACAACAAGAUGAAGAAAUAUCAAGUGAUAGUGAUAUAGAAGAUGAUGAUAUACUAAAUAAUCAGCCUGAAGGAAGACAAGAUGAAGAUUUAUCAUCAGAUGAAGAAUUUGAAAAUGAAACAGCAACAGAUAAGAGAAGAAGAUUAGCAAAACAAUAUCUUGAAAAUUUAAAAAAUGAAGAAAUUCAAAAUGAAGAAUUUGAUGCACAAGAUUUAGAUGAUGAAAUUUUAUCAAGAAGAUUACAAAUUGAUGUUGCAGAAACUAAAGGUCAUGUAUAUAAAUUUUGGGGUGAUAAAAUUGCACAACAAUUAGAUGAUAAUGAUAAUAAUCAUAUUAAAUUAAUUACAACAAGAAUUGGAUCAAAAAAUUUAACAAAUAUGUGUAUAUAUUAUCCUUAUCUAUAUACAGUUUCUAAAGAUAUUGAAAUAAUAAAAUGGGAUAUAAGUACCACUAGUAAAAAUAUAAAUAAAAAACCAACAAGAAUAAAACAUACAAAAGGAGGUCCUAAAUUUUUUAAUUUAAAUACAUCACAACAAAAAUUAAAUCAUCAUUGGGAACAAAUAAAUUGCAUAGCAGCAUCACCAGAUGGGAAAUAUAUAGUGACGGGUGGAUCAGAUUCAAGAUUAAUUAUAUGGUCAAGUGAAAAUUUAGUAUGUUUAAAAGUAUUAGAAACAAGAUCUUCAGUAAAUUCAAUAACUUUUAAAAGAAAUAGUGAUCAAUUAUUUGCAGCAUGUUCAGAUUUGAGAAUUCGAACUUUUUCAAUAAAUCAAUUUACUCAAUUGGAAGUAUUAUAUGGACAUCAAGAUAAUAUAACUGAUAUUUCAUCAUUGGCAAGAGAAACUUGUGUAUCUGUGGGAAGUAGAGAUAAAACUGCAAUGUUUUGGAAAGUUGCAGAAGAAACAAGAUUAACAUUUAGAGGUGGUGAUUCAAUAGAAAAGAAACAUCCAAAAAAUCAACAACAACAAAAAUCAAAACAAAUUAAUGAUAAUAAUGAUAACGACAACAAAAACAAAAACAAUAAUAAUGAACCAUUUCAUAAUGAAGGAUCAAUAGAUGUAGUAAGUAUGAUUGAUGAAUCUCAUUUUGUAACAGGUUCAGAUAAUGGAAAUAUAGCAUUAUGGUCAUUAGCUAAAAAGAAAGCUCAAACAACUAAAAGAUUAUCUCAUGGAUUACAACCACAAUUUAAACCACAAGAAGCAAGUGCUGAAACAUCAAUAGAUUUAGCAACUCAACAAAUUCCAGAACCUCAACCAUAUUGGAUUACAGCAAUACAUGCACCAGCAUAUAGUAAUAUUUUUUUAAGUGGAUCAUUUGGAGGAACAGUUAAAAUUUGGAAAUUAGAUGAAACUUUAAGAUCAUUUAAUUUAAUUGGAGAAAUUGAAAAUUUAAAAGGAUUUGUUGUUAAAAUUGAUAGUGUUGAAAUAUCAGAAUUAAAAAAAUUAAAAAUUUUUGUUUUAUUAAGUAAAGAACAUAAAUUUGGUAGAUGGUUUAAUAAAUUACCAGGAGGUAGAAAUGCAUUAGUAAGUUUUACAUUUGAUAUAUAG